GCCGCCGCUCGCGCAGGCGGUGUGGGGGGGGCGGAGGAGGCGGCGCUGGGAGUCACCGCGCACGGCGCCUUCUGACGCCUGACCCCGGGUGCCGCCGGUUCCGCGGGCGGCCAUGCUGCGGGCGUGUCACCGAGCGGGGGUCGCUGCGGCCGCGCAGAGCAGCCGCUGCAGGAGAGCACCGCUCCGGCCAUCACGGCUCUGCCGGGGCUAUGCCAGCUCCUCAGGAGAAUCUGGUGUUUCUGUAGGCAAAAUCAUUGGUGCAGGUGUCCUGGUGGUGGGUGGAGGAGUAGGUGGGACUGUCCUGUAUGCCAGCUAUGAUGCACAGUUUCGGGAGAGCGUGGAGAAGGCUGUUCCCUACUCGGACAAACUCUUCGAGCUGGCACUUGGUCCUGCGCCUUACACUGUACCCAUGCCAAAGAAACCAACACAGCAAGGUCCACUGAAGAUCUCAUCUGUAGCAGAAGUAAUGAAAGAGUCUAGAAUGCCUGCUAGCAAAUCUCAGAUGAGCAAAACAGAAGCUGUUGCUCCUUCAGAAGAAAAAGAAGCAGGCCAGGCUGCAGCACAGAUCAUCUCGGCAACAGGGGUAGCCAUGUCGGUGCCAGCUCCAGGGAUACAGACUGAAGAAGGUAAAGAACACGAAGGUUUCCGUGCUAUAAAGGAAAGGUCACCAGAAGAAGUUGCAGCCCGGCUUGCCCAGCAAGACAAAGAGGAGCAAGAGAAGGUGUCAGCCCUUGCUGCAACUUUGGAAGCAGCCCUCAGCUCAACAACUCGUACAACCCUGCAGGCAAUCACUGCCCAGGAGUCUGCAGUGCAGGCAGUGAAUGCCCACUCCCAAAUACUGAAGGAGGCCAUGGACAGCUCUGAGGAUGCUGGGGAGAAAAAACCAUCUCAGUGGCGCACCCUGGAGGAAGCGCUGAAGGAUCGGAGGAGAGCAGUGGAUGAAGCUGCUGAUGCUCUUCUGAAAGCCAAAGAGGAGCUGGAGAAGACAAAAGGUGUAAUUGAGAAUGCUAAGAAGUCUCAGCUUGCAGGAGCCAAACCUCACAUUGUUGCUGCAGAGGAAAAUCUUCAUCACCUGAUAGUUGACUUGGACAAUGUUGUGAAAAAGGUUCAGGCAGCACAGACUGAGGCCAAGAUAGUUGCUCAGUACCAUGAGCUCGUGGCUACAGCCAGAGAAGAGUUUCAACGAGAGCUUGACAGUAUCACCCCUGAUGUAAAACCUGGCUGGAAGGGGCUAAAGAUAACUGACUUAGCUGGACAGUUAUCAACAGAUGACUUAAACUCCCUGAUAGCACACGCCCACCGCCGCAUCGAUCAGCUGAACAAGGAGCUGGCAGAGCAGAGGGUGAGGGAGCAGCAGCACAUUGAGACAGCCCUGGAGAAGCAGAAACUUGAAGAUAAAAAAGCAUUUGAGGCAGCUGUGGCCAAAGCACUGGAGCGUCACAAAAGUGAGAUCGAACUAGAACAGGAGAAAAAGGUUGAAGAAGUCCGAGAGGUGAUGGAGAGUGAGAUGAGGACCCAGCUGAGGCGCCAGGCUGCUGCCCACACUGACCAUCUGAGAGAUGUUCUGAAGAUCCAGGAACAAGAGCUGAAGGUGGAAUUUGAGCAGAACUUGUCAGAGAAACUCAGUGAGCAGGAGAUGGAAUUCAGACGCCUCACUCAGGAGCAGCUGGACAACUUCACCAUGGAUAUAAACACUGCCUAUGCCAGGCUGAAGGGAAUCGAGCAAGCAGUUGAGAGUCACGCAGAAGCAGAAGAGGAAGCCAGAAAAGCCCAUCAGCUGUGGCUUUCUGUUGAAGCCCUCAAAUACUGCAUGAAAACAGCCUCUGGGGACAGUCCCACAGAGCCCCUGGAGAGCGCAGUGAAGGCCAUCAAAGCCAGCUGCUCCAACAAUGCCUUCACAGACACCUUGACAGCAGCUCUGCCCCAGGAGUCCCUGACACGGGGGGUGUACAGUGAAGAGGCCCUCAGAGCACGUUUCUACACAGUCCAAAAACUGGCAAAACGAGUAGCUAUGAUCGAUGAGACAAGAAACAGCUUGUAUCAGUACUUCCUGUCUUACCUCCAGUCGCUGCUGGUGUUUCACCCUCAGCAGCUGAAGCCCCCCACUGAGCUCAGCCCUGAUGACCUCGACACCUUUAAAUUACUGUCUUAUGCUUCCUACUGCAUCGAGCACGGAGACCUGGAGCUGGCAGCUAAAUUUGUCAACCAGUUAAGAGGAGAGUCCAGGAGGGUGGCUCACGACUGGCUGAACGAAGCACGAAUGACCCUAGAAACAAAACAAAUUGUGGAUAUCUUAACAGCUUAUGCCAGUGCUGUGGGGAUAGGAACAACUCAAGUGCAGUGAGGGUAGUUACCAAGGCAGUUCAGCAAUUGUUUGUGCUGGAAAGAAAUUCCACCAUCUCCCAGAGGUUGCAAACCAAGCUGCUGGCAGGGGCUGGAAGCGUUCGAUCCAAGCCCAGGUACCGUCCUGUUUCCUUGCACUGUAUUUAACACCAUCACCUGUUGUAUUUGUAUUGGGUUUGAGUUAUCAUGACAACCAUCUUCAGGAAGCUUCUCUACAAUUUGUGUAACAAGUUUGUUUCCCCAUCUUACCAAGCGGGCUUGUGAUCCAACCAAAAUGAUGUUUGUAACCUACCAUUAAUGAUUUGCCACUUCGUCAGCUGAAUAAAAAAGAUUCAACCACUUU
Molecule: messenger RNA, 2686 nt
Organism: Calypte anna (Anna's hummingbird)
Lineage: Eukaryota; Metazoa; Chordata; Aves; Apodiformes; Trochilidae
Gene: IMMT
Product: inner membrane mitochondrial protein
Exons: 15
Coding region: 113-2344 (743 amino acids)
Biological process (GO): cristae formation
Cellular component (GO): MICOS complex
Source: RefSeq, a predicted model, not a curated record